AUGGCUCGUCUUAUGUCAAGAUUAGUCGAUAAGAAACGUCUAAGUUCCACUCUCAACGACGACACACCAUCCUCGGCUUCCACAAAACCCACCCGCGAACGCACCCCGAUGGCAGCAACUCGAUCUUCCGCCCGUCUUGUCAAGCUCAACCAAAUGGGAAAUAACCAGGUAGACAACUCCGAUCACGAGAAGAGCGUGAAGGUCAACGGGAAGGCCAAGCAGCAACGUGAAGACAUGGAAGCAAGCCUUCAAUCACCUCCAUAUGUCAUUAGUCCAAUUUCAAAUGAUCGAUCGCCAGCACAACUCAUACCAUCGAACCUGGUCGUCAUGCGGCAACGUCGAACUCUGGUUGUUCAGGCUCUCCUGUUUGUGGCUAAGCCUAACGAUGUGGACCUCGACACCGGACCAGUCGUGCGAGAAGAUGCCAUGCAAGAACAGAGCACAAGCACAGGUGUUCUUCGAAAAGACCCUACGACACAAGAUGGUCUUUCCGCAACCGAACCUGCCAGCGACAAGCGCCGUUCCGUACCCUACACAUUGCCAAUGCUCACAACAUCUGGCGCUAAAGUUACAGACACAUUCAAUUUUAUCGAAUUUGAUCUUGGAUCCCGUGCAGUACACAUCGGUAUUCCUCUUUCAGAAAAAGGAAAUGUCGUGAGGGGAAUCGAUGUCAAGAGUGCAGUUUCUUCAGCAUACAGAAUAUCCUUGUCAUAUGUGAACAUAGACACGGAACGAAAUGCGUCCAUCGCUGGAUUUUGGCUCAUUAACACGGACGAUGACGGACAACAAACUGCUUCCGAUUAUUACGUCCUGCGCGAAUCUAUCUCUGACGAGCAUGUCACACAAUUCCUGUUCGCCCAAGGUCCGGUCCUACCUAAGAUCUGUUAUGUACUUAAAGCUGAGUCUUGGACUGCUGCUGGAAACAAGAACUUCCAGGUCAAGUUCUGUGACAAUCCGUUACACAAAUCUACACACCUCGGCUCUCCACCGCUUCUCAAUGCUCUGGCCUCAGACGAGCAGAAGUCGAUCCGGAUCGAAGCCCUUACCAAAGAACUUGCCGAGCUGAAAGUGGUCCACAAGGCAGCCAUGGAAGAGCUAGCGACAACUAAGAGGCAGGCUUUGCACGGUUGA
This is a messenger RNA of Lithohypha guttulata, 1131 nucleotides long. RefSeq lists its product as uncharacterized. The record is from RefSeq and is a predicted model, not a curated record. Bases 1 to 1131 code for a protein of 376 amino acids. The transcript has a single exon. Lineage: Eukaryota; Fungi; Ascomycota; Eurotiomycetes; Chaetothyriales; Trichomeriaceae.